CAGUGGUUCAAAUUGUAAUAAAUAUAAACAAAAAACAUAAAAUGUUAAAAACCUAAAGUGCAAUAACCUUAAAAAAAUAAAUAAAAAAACUAAAUUAAACAGUUAAAUUUUUUGAGGGGAAUUUUAUUAACAGAACAAUGCGCUAAAAAUUGGGCUAAUAAUGGCACACAGCAAACAAAUAUUUAAUUACGUUUCAAGGUUUAACAAAAAACAAUUUUGAACUCAUUUUAAACCAAAAAAUAUACAUAUUUGAUUUAAACAAAAAAAGUAAAUAAUAAAGUAAAUAAAAUUAUCUGAUUUUUAAACAAUUAAAAUUUUUUGCUAGAGGUUUUAUUAAAAAUAUAAAAUAUUUAAAAAUAAUAGAACUUUUUUAAAUCAGCAGUAUUAACUCAAGAGAGUUCUUUGAGACAACAUUUCACAAUGAAAUGGCGGGAGGCUUUUAGUCUUAAUUUUGGAAAACUUUCAAUUGGUGCAGCUAUAUGUACUUAAGGGGUUUGCUACUAAUAUUCAAUCGGCCGGCGAACGACUUGAUUAUGUGGAUAAUUUGCUGCAGCAAUUAUUUAACGAAGUGACUAGCAAAAAAUUGGAAUUAGAAGAUUCUGAAAUAUGGCCCAAGGAUUAUGUUGACGAGUUUCUGAAACAUGGUCAAAUGUCAUUUGAUUAUAUAGUAGUGGGUGCUGGUACCGCUGGGUCUGUGGUGGCCAGUCGUUUAAGUGAAGAUCCUCAUGUUAAAGUUUUAGUUUUAGAGGCUGGUGGUGAUCCGCCCAUAUUGUCGGAGAUUCAUACUUUGUCCUUGCAGCUGCUUAAUACCUCUUAUAGUUGGAACGAUUAUGCUGAACCCAAUCCCUCUUGUUGCCAGGCAAUGAAAGGGGGACGCUGCUAUUGGCCUCGCGGUAAAAUGAUAGGAGGUACUGGAGGCAUAAAUGGCAAUAUAUUUCUAACGGGACAUGCCGAUGAUUUUGACGAAUGGCAACAGCAAGGCAAUGCUGGUUGGUCUUGGAAUGAUGUAUAUCCGUUCUAUGAAAAAGCCACCCAUGAACUAGAUAAUAAAACCUGGCCCUUGGGUUCUUUAACUUUAAACUAUUUCCAACGUUUGGAUGACUAUCAUGUGCUAAAAGAUCUAAUGGUAAAUGCCACCCAUGAAGUGGAAAGAUUAUUAAAAAUCAAAAGUCCCGGUUAUAUGGAAAACAUACUGGCAACCAUAGAUCGAGGGAAAAGAAUGAGUACGGGUAAAACGUAUUUGGCUAGAGUGGCCCAUAAACGUCAUAAUUUACAUGUCAUUAAACACAGUGUGGCCACAAAAAUUCUCUUUCAUAAUGGCAAUAAAGCUACAGGAGUAGAAUUUCUAUUAAAUGGAACUACAAUCUUAAGAGCUCGAGCCCGCCGAGAGCUCAUAAUAAGUGCUGGUACCUUUAACUCACCUAAACUCUUAAUGUUAUCGGGUGUAGGACCGCCAGAACAUUUAAAAAGUCUAAAUAUACCCGUGGUAAAAAGUUUACAAGUGGGUGAAAAUUUACAAGAUCAUGGCAUGAUGCCUUUAGUAUUAAAACUUACUAAGAAUAUACCUCCAGCAACAGAUGACUCUAGUCCUCUUUCAAUAUUCGAUUAUUUAAUAAAUCAAAAGGGUCCCUUGGCAAGCAGUUCCACUUUAGUGGGUUUUAUUAAUACUUUACAACAAAAACAAGCCAAUAAAUCGGAUAUAAUGCUAGUGUCACACUUUAGUAAACCCACCAAAGGUUCCAAUGUUUUUGAGUUCUUACAAUUUAAGCGUGAUAUAGUUAAAAAGUUCUUAAAUAAAGUGGAAAAUCAUACGAUAUUGGAAAUACAGGGUUUGAUUAUAAAAUCCCAGUCCAGGGGGUUUGUUAAGCUGAAAACUAAAGAUCCUCUACAAGGUCCCUUAAUACACAAUAAUUAUGCCUUAGCGGAAGAAGAUCGUCAGACCCUUUUACGCUUCAUACGUUUCAUACAAAAUCUUGUUAAAACAACAGCUUUCCAAUAUUAUGGUUUGGAAUUGAUUACCAUACCUCUAGAAGAGUGUGAUCGUUUAACGUAUGAUUCCAAUGAUUAUUGGCUUUGUUAUAUCAAAUAUUUCUAUAUAAGUGCUUGGCAUGCAGUGGGCACUUGUCGCAUGGGUCCGUCUACGGAUAGCUCAGCAGUAGUGGAUCAACGUUUGAGAGUUCAUGGUAUCAGAGGUUUGCGUGUGAUAGAUGCCAGUAUUAUGCCAAAUAUAACUAGUGGCAAUACUAAUGGUCCCACCAUUAUGAUUGCCGAACGAGCGGCCCAAUUAAUUAAAGAUGAUUGGUUUAAUAAUAUAUCGUAGUGAAGAUAGAAGUAUUUAGACAAAUUUUAAAUGUAAUUUAAUUUUUAAGUACCUAUAGGGUUAAAUAAGUACAAUAUAUAGAAAUGUAAAUAAAUUUUAAUUAAGA
Molecule: messenger RNA, 2426 nt
Organism: Lucilia sericata (common green bottle fly)
Lineage: Eukaryota; Metazoa; Arthropoda; Insecta; Diptera; Calliphoridae
Product: glucose dehydrogenase [FAD, quinone]-like
Exons: 3
Coding region: 650-2320 (556 amino acids)
Molecular function (GO): flavin adenine dinucleotide binding; ecdysone oxidase activity
Source: RefSeq, a predicted model, not a curated record